Messenger RNA from Portunus trituberculatus (swimming crab), 3077 nucleotides. Its product is annotated as ceramide kinase-like. The transcript is spliced from 9 exons. The coding region runs from base 405 to 1979 and encodes 524 amino acids. The record is from RefSeq and is a predicted model, not a curated record. Lineage: Eukaryota; Metazoa; Arthropoda; Malacostraca; Decapoda; Portunidae. Gene Ontology annotation, molecular function: kinase activity.
CCCGCGUGGUGCGAGGCAGGGUGGCAGACUCAACAAUACUAACCAGUGUGAGAAUGGCCGGAGUGGCGGGUGGAUGUAGCAAAGAACCACUGCGGGCAAAGUUACAGUUCUCGGAAGUAUUCUGGAUUGUAGUGAAAUAACUCAAGUGUGUAAAUUAUUACUCGUGAGUCUGGGACUUGAUGGGCACCUGGAAAGCAAUAACUCACGCCGUCUGCAUCAUGUAACUCCAGGGAAGAGCAUAAAGCAAGACCCUCCCUCUGCCAGUAAUGACGUAGAGGAGGAAGAGGCGCCCAGACGUUUUCGAGUUUCUUUCUGGAAUCCUUCGUGAAUGAUUCAAUAGGAAAAAAAAAUAAUGCUUGUGUUUGGCAGGCCUAUGCCCACCUGAAGACGUUCCUGCCGCCGCCAUGCACCUCCAGGGGACAUUCUACAUCCUCAAGAAGCGGUGCAAGGUGACUCUAACGGAACAGUGCAUCAGCUGGAUACCUGAAGGAAGUCCAGAAUGUUACCGUCGCAUCUUAAUCUCAGAAGUGGUGGGCACGUGGUUGUGUCCUUGUGGGUCAUCGAGAUGCCGUGUCCGCCCUCAUUCCUCUGCCCACGCCCCAGCACGCCCCGAUCCAUCCCCGAUCCCUCCCACGCCCGCCUCGCCAGCACCGCCCGUUCCCAGCGUGCCGCAGCCGGUAACCAAGAUGAGCGGAUCUGGCCUCACACUGGAGUACUGCGAGCGAGGGAGCGGCCGCGCGGGACCCACGUGGAGGACCCGCACGGUGGCCCUCAUGCACCCUGCCAACGAGAUAAUCUUGGCGUGGCACCAGGCGAUACGCGGCCUGCUUAGUGGUCUUCGUCAGCGUCCCCGUCGGCUGCUGGUGGUGAUCAACCCAGUGGGGGGCAAGAAGCAAGCCUCCAGCAUCUACAAAAGGAAGGUGAUGCCGCUGUUUCGACGUGCUGAAGUGGAGACAAGAGUGGUGAAGACCGAGCACCGCGCUCAUGCUCAGGAGCUGGUGGAGGACGAGGCCAAUCUGGAGGGCAUGGACGGUGUGGUGGCUGUGGGCGGCGACGGGCUGGUCAACGAGGUAGUGAUGGGCCUUAUGCUGGUGGCGUGUCGCAGGGAAGGCAUCAAUCCUCACGACCCACAGGUGCAGCUACCCAAUACGCCCCUCAGGCUGGGCAUCAUUCCUGGAGGAAGCACAGACGCCCUCUGCCACAGCACCCACGGUACAAGCGAUGUGAUCACAGCGGCGCUGCACGUCAUUAUGGGUGACAGUCGGCAGGUGGACGUGGCCUCCGUGCACCGUGAUGACCAGCUGCAGCACGUGGCCACCACCAUGGUGUCCUACGGCUACUUUGGAGACCUUCUCAGGACUUCAGAGAGGUGGCGCAAGUUGGGGCCAACCCGAUACCUGCUAUCGGGCGUGCUGCAGCUGUUCCGGAACCGCUUCUAUGAAGGCCAGCUUAAUGUUCGCAAACCUGCCACGCCUUUGGCACAACCUUAUGAUGUGAACAUUUGCAGCGACAGAUGCAGCGUGUGCACCAAAGCUGCAGUGUGUUCACCCACGCCCGGAGAAUGGCUCCAGUUCAAGGGUCGGUGGAGCAUCGUGACGUCAGCGGUGACAUCCUGUGCUUGUCGCCUGAGUCCUUAUGGCGUGUCCCCAGCGGCACACCUCGGGGACGGCUGCGCAGAUCUCGUGUUGGUGGCGGGCCGGUCCAGGUACCACACACUGAGCUACCUCUUCCGCACCGCCUUCACUGGCAAUGCUCUGAGUCUGGAUCACGUUACCUUCCAUCGGGCGCAGGAAGUGAUCUUUACACCCAAGGCAGGAGCCGCAGAGUCUUCCUGGAACUGUGAUGGAGAGCUACUGACAGAGCCGAGACUGAGGCUGAGAGUGCACUGCCAGCGGGUAGGGCUAUUCAGCAGGGGAGUGGAAACCAUCACAGAGGACCCCUCCAAGCCCCCUGCGUCAGCCAAGACUGCAGCGGUGUAACACAUCCCUCCUGGACCAAAUCUUAGUGAUAUGUUUGUAUUGGUUACUGUUCAUAGCCAAGGCUGCUACCAGCAAUCUCAAUAUAGAUUGCUGUUACCAGAAUGCUGCCUGAAUUACUAUAUGUCAUUCAUACACAUUCCAGGCUGUCUGUCUAUAUGUGUAGGUUAGGGUAGGGAGAUAGCUAGGUUGUAUGAGUGGAUCAACAGAAAAAAGAUACAUACACACACACACACACACACACACACACAUAUAUAUAUAUAUAUAUAUAUAUAUAUAUAUAUAUAUAUAUAUAUAUAUAUAUAUAUAUAUAUAUAUAUAUAUAUAUAUAUGAAUGGAUAAAUUGAAAAACUGAUAUGCUUAGAAAGAUAGAUAGAUUGAUGGACAGUUAGACAGACAUAAAUAGAUGUAUUUUUGCCACGACAAUAUAUGAUAGCUACCACUGGAGCUCAGUUUUUAAGAAAGAAUCACUAUGUGCCUGCUGUGUCUCAAGGCUCAUGCUCCCAAGGCAGGGGCACUCCUGACUGCUUGAAACCCCCUGGCAAAAAUACGUGUAUCUACUGACUUCUAUAGAUGGAUAGAUAUAUACAGAUAGACAAGAAGAUAAAUGGAUAGUUGCAUAGGUAUAGGGAUAGAAUAAUAGAUAGAGAGAGCCUGUAAAUAGCAAAUCUAUAUAUUUUGUUAAGUUGGCAGUGAGUAAUGGAAUGUUUGAGUGCCCAGCAACAUUCCUGGUGAUAGCAAGGUGCCGCUGUUCACACAGAUGAUAUAGAUUGGUAUUUCUAUGUAUGUAUGUAUGUUAGCUUCCCACAGAUGACAAAUAUAUAUAUAUAUAUAUUUUCACUAUGAUUAAAUGAGACGUAAAUGUAUAAACCCUACAGCGUCAGGACCAAUACCACUAAGAAAUGUAGCUGUUGCACAACAGCACACUUAAUUGACGCUACAAUUGUACUGUACUGCACGAUGUUCCUGUCACAAUACUUGUAGAGAUGAACACCUUGCAUCACUGUGAGGUGUAAAACACUGUAAUCUGCUACUUAAUCCUGCCCGUCUCCAAAACGGAAAACAAUAUAUGUAUGUGUUGAAAAUAAAAUGUUUCUAUUC